AUUCUCCCAAAGAACUCGAAGCCUUGGAAGCGGAAGUGGCUAGCGUUAUUCGACAGGUGGCGGUGUGGACGAUGGAGUUAGAGGAGGUGAAUGCAAGCCGUUUGGAGAUUGAGAUUCGCUUCCUGCAAUUGGGCUCGGAGUUGAAGAAGAGCGUGACAUGCGUGCAGUUAGCCUCAAUUGACUUCGAACUCAUUCAAAUGAGACACAAUGAGCGAUGGAGGCGUUUUUUGGCCGACCAUAUGUGCUGUAUCGUGGAGUGUCUUUCUACUGUAAUUUUGUAA
Molecule: messenger RNA, 281 nt
Organism: Cooperia oncophora
Lineage: Eukaryota; Metazoa; Nematoda; Chromadorea; Rhabditida; Trichostrongylidae
Source: the annotation of a GenBank genome assembly